Leptosomus discolor (cuckoo roller) is the source of this 912-nucleotide messenger RNA. The record is from RefSeq and is a predicted model, not a curated record. Lineage: Eukaryota; Metazoa; Chordata; Aves; Leptosomiformes; Leptosomidae.
GGACGCAAGGAGCCAGAGGAGCCGCCUGCCCACAUCUACCUCAACAUCCAGGAGCUGCAGGAAGAAGCCGCAGCCACCAGCUCAGUGCCAGAGGAGCCUGGCGGCUCCAUGUCAGACUGGGAAACCCACACGGAUACGGACAGUGGACAUUUGUUUUAUUAUAACCCGGUGACGGGCGAGACCACGUGGGAUUGUCCCUUUGGGCAGGCAGAAGAUGGAGUGAGUCCCGUCGCCUCUCCCGCCUCCUCAAUCGCCCACAGCCCGGAGUUUCCCGAGUGGGAACAGUACGUGGAUGAAGGCAGCGGACAGGCUUUUUUCUAUAAUUCGGUAACAGGUGAGACGUCGUGGGACCCCCCAAACGCGGGAGACAGAGGCAGCUCCCAGGAUAUGUACCCUGGGGUGACGCGGUACGGUCCCAUGGAGCAGAGGCCACCCACUCCAGAAACGGACUAUCCUGACCUGUCUCCAGAUGAACUGGAGGGUUAUCCUGAGGAGGACUACUCACCCGUGGGCUCCUACGAUCAGGGGGCUGCUCUCUCUCUGUCCCCGAGGCGCCCUGAGGAGCUGGGCUCAUCCCCGGGCUGGUACGGGCACAGCCACCCCGAGGGAGCCGUGUUCUGCCCCGAGCAUUUCGCCUCCGACACGGCGCUGACGGGCAGCCGCCACCACCGGGCCAGCAGCAGCCCCCGCCAGGGCAGCGGGCGCUUUGCCUGGCCCAGCACCGUGCCGUCGCCGCUGGGGCUCAAGGAGGAGAAGUUUAAAAGCCUCGAAAAAGCCGGGGUGCUCAACCGGACCAGGACGGUGGACAGAGGGAAGCGGCUCCGGAAGAACUGGAGCUCCUCCUGGACGGUGCUGGAGGGUGGGAUCCUCACCUUCUUCAAGGACUCCAAGCACUCGGCUGCCGGUGCCUUG